Chlorocebus sabaeus (green monkey) is the source of this 3076-nucleotide messenger RNA. The record is from RefSeq and is a predicted model, not a curated record. Lineage: Eukaryota; Metazoa; Chordata; Mammalia; Primates; Cercopithecidae.
CUUUUCCAGGCAGACGGGCUACGGGGACGAUUUCUGGACGGUUUCUGAUUGAUUUUGGCGCUUUUUACCCAAACUUCAGGGGGACGAAAAGCCUCCACCCACCUCCCUUCUCAUAGGACUUUGCGGACAGAGCGCCCCGACCGCCUCGAGCGCUCGAACAGGGCGCUCUCCAGGAGCCAGGACGGCGUCGGGAACCACACCAUGGCUGCUGGCCGCAAGACCCUUAGGUUUGUUUUCGUCAUCGUCGUGAUUCCGCUGCUGGUCCAAGUUGACUCUGCCACCAUCUCCCGGCAGGAUGAAGUUCCCCCGCCGCCAGUGGCCUCACAGCAACAGAGGCGCAGCCUCGAGGAGAAGUGUUCAGCAGGAUAUCAUAGAUCAGAACCUACUGGAGCCUGUAACGCAUGCAUAAAGGGUGUGGAUUACACCAAUGCUUCCAACAAUUUGCCUUCUUGCAUCGGAUGUGCAGUUUGUAAAUCAGAUGAAGAAAAGAUGAGUCCCUGCACCACGACCAGCAACACAGUGUGUCAGUGCAAAGCAGGAAGUUUCCGCAAUGGCAAUUCCACCGAGAUGUGUCGAAAGUGCAGCACAGGGUGUCCCAGAGGGAUGGUCAUGGUCAAUGAUUGUACGCCCUGGAGUGACAUCAACUGCAGUGCAUCAGCUGCCAGUUCCACGGAGAAAACCGAAGCGGCGGAGGAGACAGUGACCACUAGCCUGGGGACUCCUGCCUCUUCCGGUUACGUCCGACCCAUCUCUGCACACAUCUGCAUCCCUGCAGGGGCCUUCAUCAUGGUGUUUGCGGCUUUUUGAAUUUUAUUUAAGAAGGAACUCAUUUCUUACCUGAAAAGCAUCUGCUCAGGUAGGUGCUGGCUGAGGGUGGGGGCGCUGGACACUGUCUGCCCUGCCCCCUCCCACUCUGUUCCUACAGACAGUAAUCCCCAUCCCUGCCCCUGGUCCAAGUGUCUCCAGCCUGGUUCGAUCUUCCGCCUUGUGAUCGCCCCAUCCCCACAUCCCGUGUAUCCCCCAGGACCCUGGUCUCAUCGCCUCUCUCGGGGCUGGGGGUCCCCUCAUCUCUCAGCCAAGUCUAGGAGGGCAAAGUCAGUUCCUCCCACCUUCAGGCCCAGCCAGGCAGGGGGCAGUCGGCUCCUCAACUGGGUGACAAGGGUCAGGAUGAGAAGUGGUUGUGGGAUUUAUUCAGCUUUGGUAAGAGCAGAACACGGAGAUUUUCCACGUGUUGGUUUUUACUCUAGUUCCCCUUCUCAUCCCCCUUCCUCAGGGUGUCCCCGAAUUGCAAGGCCCUAUUCCUGUCCCCACCCCAGGGCUCCUUGUCCAGUGUCCCUGCCCCCAGCCUACCCCUGCGCCCCGCUGUCCUCUGGGAGGGAGGUGCUGUGUGGGCCCCUCCCUGCCUGCUAAGGAGACUCCUUCUCUUCCAGGUGGUGGAGGAGGCCCCGAACGUGUGCAGAGAGUGAGUUGGUUUCUCCAGAAACUGGGGGCUUCAUGGGUUCAGGAACUGCUUCCCAUCCACUGGCGAGCCCGGGUGGGCACAAUUCCUUGUCCUCAUAGCUGCCCUGACUCUGACGAGGCCUGGGGUAUCUGGGCUGACUGUGGGGGACACAUGGCCAUUUUGAGCAGCACACAGACUGGCGGGCCAUGCUGCAGCCCCAUCCUUCGUGCAGCCUGGGUGACACCAUCACUCCACAGCUGGCCCCGUGGGGAUGGGGUGACCACCUGACCCACCUCUGCAGUGGGUCCUGGAUGUGCUGAGCCUCAGCCGCCUGGGGUGACCUCAUUGGGAGGGAUUGGGGAUGGCAGGUCCAGCUGCCAACUGGGGACCUUGAAGCUGAGCCCUGGGUGUGGACCUGAGUGGGCCGUUUGCCUUCCCAAGGUCUUUUUCUGGUGUUCACGUCCUUCACGAGUUCCUGGGACGGAGGACAAUGCCCGCAACGAGACCCUGAGUACUAGAUUCUUGCAUCCCACCCAGGUCUCUGAGCAGGAAAUCAAAAGUCAGGAGCCGGCAGAGCCAACAGAUCUAACUGUACAGUCACCGGAGGAGCCACAGCGUCUGCUGGUGAGUAGAGGAGGGACUGUGCCAUGCCUGGCCUGCUGCCUGCACAGGACUUUGAGGACAGUGGGAGAUGGCAGUGCCUCCGUUCUCCUGGCCCAAGGGGACAUGAAGCCUUUGGGAGACAGGGGACUGCAGGGGAUGGAGCAGCUGCACUGAGGUGGUGACUGUGCCAGUCUGCAGGACAUCUGCUUCUUAUUCCUUGUCGCCAGAGUCUGGAUCUCCACAGGCAUACAGUGGGUGUCACAGGGUUCAUUGAUAACUGACUAAGGCUGCACAGUCUCCAUCGUGUGCUCCUAACAGAACUCAGGGAGCCCCUGCUUGAAACAGCAGAAGUUUUAAAUGUACUUCAAAAUUCUCACUACACUGCACAUACUUCAUAGUAAAUCUUUGUCCAGAUUUCUGAUCAAGUAUGUAAGGAGGCUUCUGUGAGGAAGUAGGAUUUCUGAGUCAAUGCGUAGAAGUGCUCUUGUAUUACACAAACACACACAUCCAGUUAUUCACUUGGAUUCACCAGUUUUGAUAUGACAUUGAGUAGGUGUCAAAUCUCUUUUUUUUAAGCUUCGAAAGUUCUUUCCUUCAAGAUAAGAUGAUCCUAUCUAAUUUCUUACGGACUUUUAAAGAACGAUUUGGUUUGUAGCAUUCACCAGUGGAAUGUAGGUGCCAUUUCUUUUGCAAUGCUGUGUGAAGGGAGGAACUCUGAAUUAUUCUGAGUCAUUGUCUCUUUCCUCCUCGCCUGUUGAAGAAGUGGUUCUCCUGUUGUUUACUGCUUUUGGUUCCUCUUUGACCACUUGUCAAAUACUCAUCUGGACAAGGAUCACUUUCCACCCAUUUUCUUCCUUUCCUAUAACUACACCGCAUGUUUUUUUUUAAUGAAGUAUAAAAAGGGAAGAAAACAAACAAAAAAUGUCAACAAUUACUCCAUGCUGCUGAACCGCAUUGCACCUUUGUUUUGUAAUUUGUAGAGAUCUGAUCUUGCUAUGUUGCCCAGGCUGGUCUCAAACUCCUGGCCUCAAG